Molecule: messenger RNA, 1338 nt
Organism: Penicillium malachiteum
Lineage: Eukaryota; Fungi; Ascomycota; Eurotiomycetes; Eurotiales; Aspergillaceae
Exons: 2
Coding region: 1-1338 (445 amino acids)
Biological process (GO): transcription elongation by RNA polymerase II
Cellular component (GO): Cdc73/Paf1 complex
Molecular function (GO): chromatin binding; RNA polymerase II complex binding
Source: RefSeq, a predicted model, not a curated record
AUGACCUUCCUCCUCCUGACAUGCCCCCCCAAACACCUAGACAUCCCUCAUGAAGGUCUUGGUCGUUUCCUGACUCCGGGCUUUGCUUCUGGUCUUGCACGUCGCGAGGAACCCAACAUCGAUGUUGACUCCCUCGGUGGUAUGCCCAUUGACCUGGUUGGUCUUCCGGGCCUCCAUCUCGGAGAUGAGAGUGCCAUCCUAGCUCCUGAAACAUCGCAACCCAUUGACCCUGCUGACCUGGCGCUUUUCGCAACACCCGAACAACUUCGUAACCCCGCUCCGAAGAACACCAAUGUCAGUUUCCUCCGUCGCACUCAACACAUCUCUGUCGAACGCAACACUGCUUCCACUACUUCGGCCCCAGCUACUGGAACCACAUCUACUCGCGCUCGAAUUCCCAAGAAGCCAAAGAAGGCUCCUGUGGAUGACCCAAAGCAUGUCAAGAAGUUCAUCCAGAAGGGCUUUGACAUUGCGUAUCCAGAGAGCAAGCACACCGAGGAGGAUACAGAGAGUCGCGUCCGUGGUCUUCCACCUACCAAGGCAGAAAUUGAGGCCUGGGCCAAUCCUGUUCACCCCGACAACCCAAAGGCAAAACCUGUCGCGUUCUUCCCUGUGGUGCCUGACCUUGAGGGCUUCGCCGACCCUGGCGGCUUGGUCCAGUUUAAGUUCGACAAGGCGCCAGUUCCAGCCAUCGGUAGCAAGCGAGACAAGCGCAUGGACGUUGCCCUGCUACAGCCCGCAGCCCCUGAGGACCGUACCUGUGAAGAGCAUGCAUCCAAGUCUGCACUCCACAAGGCCAAUCCAGAUGUGUACCCUGACCCUGGUCCGAUUCCCUGGGACUACAAUCUGUAUCUUCCACAGAAGCCAGAGGAUGCCAAGAAGGUCCGCGCCAGUAUGAAUCCCAAGAACCCAGAGCGCAACGACGAGGGUUUGUACACCCAUGAGGGUGCCGACGGCACCAAGUUCCAUCGUUACGACCGAAUCCGUACCUACGAGACCAGCUCGCAGAGUCUCAACACCGACUCAAAGCAGAGAGAUCUGGCCGUGACCCUCUACCAGCCAAGUGAGGGCGAGAGCAAGCAGCAAGCCGCCUACUACUCCACCAUCCUAGGCAAGACCCGUCUAAAGCCUGAGCGUGCUCGCACCAUCGCGCAGGCAGGCCUGGCCCCGAACGCCUCUCAGGCCAAGGAGGAGCAAGUCGACCAGCUGCAGAUCACCGUCCGGGACCCCGAUGAGGCUGAGACCUACAAGCGGGCUCUGCACCGGGCUAAUAUCGACCCGGAGUUCGGCAAGACUCUACCUCCACCACCAAAGACUGCUGAGGAAGAGGAGGACUGA